Panicum hallii is the source of this 1268-nucleotide messenger RNA. RefSeq lists its product as uncharacterized. The record is from RefSeq and is a predicted model, not a curated record. Gene Ontology annotation, molecular function: antioxidant activity; oxidoreductase activity. The transcript is spliced from 10 exons. Lineage: Eukaryota; Viridiplantae; Streptophyta; Magnoliopsida; Poales; Poaceae. Bases 141 to 875 code for a protein of 244 amino acids.
UUGCCCCCGGAAGAACAGAGCCGUGCAGAGCCAGCAACAACCGCCACCGAGGCUGCCGCUUCGCCACGAGCAUUUCCAGCGAGCCCGCAGCCACACAGCCUACAGGGCCGUAGCAGAGCAGAGGAGAGCGCGCAGUGUCCAUGGCCGUCGCCGCCGCGCGGGCCUCCCUCCUCCUCCCCUCCUCCCUCGCGGCCUCCACAUCCCCCCGCGCGCGGCUCCUCGCGCUCCCGCCCCGCGACCGCCGCCCGCGCGGCUCCCUCGCCUCGCCGCCGGCCGCGGGCAGGGGGCGGCUCCGGGUGCGCAUGGCCAGGACGGAGUCCACCGGCGUCGCCGUCGGCUUCCGCUCGCCGCAGUUCGAGCUCCCGGAGCCACUGACCGGGAAGCUCUGGACGUUGGAUGAUUUCGAGGGCAACCCUGGACUGCUGGUUAUGUUCAUAUGCAAUCACUGUCCAUUUGUAAAACAUCUGAAAAAGGAUAUCGCAAAGCUUACCUCUUUCUACAUGGAGAAAGGACUUGGAGCAGUGGCCAUAUCGUCAAACUCAAUUAGGACACAUCCCCAGGAUGGUCCAGAACACAUGGCUGAAGAUGCAAAAUUGUUCAAAUAUCCUUUUCCAUAUCUUUAUGAUGAGUCUCAAGAAGUAGCUAAAGCUUUUGGAGCAGUCUGCACACCAGAGUUUUUCUUGUUCAAAAAGCAGGAUGGACGAAGGCCUUUUGAACUUUUCUACCAUGGACAGUUCGAUGAUUCAAGACCCAGUAACAAUGUGCCAGUAACAGGAAGGGAUCUAAGCCGUGCAAUUGACUGCGCGCUAAGUGGCCAAGAAUUGCCUUUUGUACAAAAACCUAGUGUUGGAUGCAGCAUCAAAUGGCACCCAUGAAAAGCUCCUAAUGUUGGUGUGCGUUGAGAAGUAUGCGGAACAUUUGAUUGAACGCAGGUGCACAGGAGCUGAUUUUUCAAGUCAGUAUCGAUUACCACGGGAAUGGAAUUGUGUUGGGAGAAAUUUGCGCACUUUGCAUCGUAACACAGAGCUGUCAGAGCGAAAGUGUAGCGCUAGCGCAGAGAAAGGCCCGUGUUGAGAAGUAGGAGAUCCUUUUUUAUGUGGUAAAAUAAUCCCAAAACUGACAUUACCCAUCGUUUGUACAAGUGCAUAUUAUCUGUCGGCAUAGCAGGGGCAAAAUCUCUUACUGAAUGGACGCAAGUUCAUGGUGGAUUGGUAUUUCACUCGGAGCGUACUUCGUUUGGAAGUUUUAAGGAAAAAGUUUAUGAAAAA